AUGUAUCUGAAAUAUUAUUUGAAUGAAAAUGGUGAUCGUGUCUACACUAUGAAGGAUACUGAUCCAAAUGGGAAACCAACUGUGUCUGCACAUCCUGCUAAAUUUUCACCGGAAGAUAAAUUCUCACGCCACAGAGUGACGAUUAAAAAACGUUUUGGUAUUUUACUAACUCAACAACCUACUCCAGUCAUGUAG
Molecule: messenger RNA, 195 nt
Organism: Lottia gigantea (owl limpet)
Lineage: Eukaryota; Metazoa; Mollusca; Gastropoda; Lottiidae
Exons: 2
Coding region: 1-195 (64 amino acids)
Biological process (GO): ribosome biogenesis; positive regulation of telomerase RNA localization to Cajal body; snRNA pseudouridine synthesis
Cellular component (GO): box H/ACA snoRNP complex; box H/ACA telomerase RNP complex
Molecular function (GO): telomerase RNA binding; box H/ACA snoRNA binding
Source: RefSeq, a predicted model, not a curated record